This is a messenger RNA of Sorghum bicolor (sorghum), 4992 nucleotides long. Its product is annotated as protein Rf1, mitochondrial. The record is from RefSeq and is a predicted model, not a curated record. The transcript is spliced from 2 exons. NCBI's taxonomy places the organism in Eukaryota, Viridiplantae, Streptophyta, Magnoliopsida, Poales, Poaceae. Gene Ontology annotation, molecular function: protein binding. The coding region runs from base 281 to 2674 and encodes 797 amino acids.
CUGAAGAGCACGUUGCGUUGCGGAGGCGAGGACUUUGCCUGUUUCCCAUCGCCCGUCACUCGUCGCCACCGCCACCGCCAAACCAACCGCCCACGCCGCCGCCGCCCGCCAUUCCAGCUCCUAACCUCACACAAUCCACGGCACUGCACGCGCGGCUCCGGCCACCUCACGUGUGCUGCUGCUGCUCUGCUUCCCCGAUCGAUCCGGAGACUGACGCGACGCCGUGCCGUCCGUGCCUCUCGGCGCCGGGCCCGUAGCCGCGCCGCGGCGCCCCGUCGGCAUGUCGGGCCGCGUGAGCGCCGUCAGCAACCGGUGCUUGGAGCUGGAGCGGGUCAUCGGCUCCCGCGCCCGCUCGGGAAGCCUCGGUCUCGAUGAUGCGCUCAAGCUGUUCGACGGAUUGCUUACCCACGCCAGGCCUGCCUCGAUUAUUGCCUUCAACCACCUCCUCACCGCUGUGUCUCGUGUCUCCGGCCGGCGCUCCUCCACCACAGAGUCAGAGCUCGUCGUCUCCCUCUUCAACCGAAUGAUCCGUGAAUGCACCAUCAAGGUGACUCCAGACCUUUGCACCUACAGCAUACUCAUCGGCUGCUUCUGCCGCAUGGGCCGCCUGGAGCAUGGCUUCGCCACAUUUGGUCUCAUCCUUAAGUCGGGCUGGAGGGUGAAUAACAUAGUCAUCAAUCAACUGCUCAAGGGUCUCUGUGACGCAAAGAGGUUGCGUGAGGCCAUGGACAUUUUGAUCAAACGGAUGCCUGAGCUUGGCUGCACGCCAGAUGUAGUAUCAUACAAUACACUUCUCAAGGGUUUUUGCAAUGAAAAGAGAGCUGAGGAAGCACUUGAGCUGCUCCACAUGAUGGCUGAUAGUCAAGGUAGAAGCUGCCCACCAAAUGUGGUGUCCUACGCCACCGUCAUCAACGGUUUCUUUACUGAGGGUCAAGUGGACAAAGCUUACAACCUGUUUCUUGAAAUGAUGGAUCGGGGGAUUCAACCGAAUGUUGUGACAUACACCACAGUAAUUGAUGGCCUGUGCAAAGCUCAAGUGGUUGAUAGGGCCGAGGGUGUCUUUCAGCAGAUGAUUGAUAAAGGUGUUAAGCCAGACAAUGACACAUAUAAUUGUCUGAUCCAUGGAUACCUCUCUAUAGGGAAGUGGAAAGAGGUGGUACGAAUGCUCGAAGAAAUGUCUGCACACGGUCUCAAGCCAGAUUGUUAUACUUAUGGUUCGCUGCUGAACUACCUAUGCAAUAAUGGAAGAUGCAGAGAAGCUAGAUUUUUUUUUGAUUCUAUGAUUAGGAAGGGCAUAAAACCUAAUGUAGCUAUCUAUGGCAUUUUGAUUCAUGGAUAUGCUACCAAAGGUGCUCUUUCUGAAAUGCAUGAUCUCCUAAAUUUGAUGGUAGAAAAUGGUCUUUCACCUGAUCAUCACAUCUUCAACAUAAUAUUCACUGCAUAUGCUAAGAAGGCAAUGAUAGAUGAGGCAAUGCAUAUAUUUAACAAAAUGAAGCAGCAAGGGUUGAGUCCUGAUGUAGUCAACUUUGGAGCACUAAUAGAUGCACUAUGCAAAUUAGGCAGGGUGGACGAUGCUGUCCUUAAAUUCAACCAGAUGAUGAACGAAGGAGUGGCUCCUAACAUAUUUGUUUUUAAUUCCCUAGUUUAUGGACUGUGCACCGUAGACAAAUGGGAGAAAGCUAAGGAAUUUUAUUUUGAAAUGUUGAAUCAAGGAAUCCGUCCCGAUGUCGUGUUCUUCAACACCAUAUUGUGUAACUUGUGCACAAAAGGACAGGUUAUGAAAGCCCAAAGGCUCAUUGACUUGAUGGAACGUGUGGGCACGAGGCCUGAUGUUAUAUCAUACACUACAUUAAUAGGUGGCCACUGCUUAGUUGGUAGAAUUGAUGAAGCAGCAAAGUCACUUGAUGUUAUGCUCUCAGUUGGCUUGAAACCUGAUGAAUGGACUUAUAAUACCUUGCUUCAUGGCUACUGUAGAGCUGGCAGGAUAGAUGAUGCAUAUGGUGUUUUUCGAGAAAUGUUGCGCAAUGGCAUUACUCCUGGAGUUGUGACUUAUAGUACUAUACUGCAUGGAUUGUUUACAACCAGGAGAUUUUCUGAAGCAAAGGAACUCUAUCUCAAUAUGAUCACAAGUGGAAAACAGUGGAAUAUUUGGAUAUACAACAUAAUUCUGAAUGGUCUUUCCAAAAAUAAUUGUGUUGAUGAAGCAUUCAAAUUGUUUCAGAGCCUGUGUUCUAAGGAUUUUCAGCUUGAAAUUACUACUUUCAACAUUAUGAUUGGGGCUUUGUUCAAAAGUGGUAGAAAUGAAGAUGCCAUGCAUUUGUUCGCUACCAUCUCUUCUUAUGGUCUGGUUCCGGAUGUCUUCACGUAUUGCUUAAUAGCAGAAAAUCUCAUAGAAGAAGGGUACCUAGAGGAGUUUGAUGAUCUGUUUUCAGCAAUGGAAAAGAGUGGUACUACUCCAAACUCACGUAUGUUAAACGCUCUAGUUAGGAGGUUGCUACAUAGAGGUGACAUAACCAGGGCCGGGGCUUACCUCUCCAAACUUGAUGAGAAGAAUUUCUCACUUGAAGCUUCCACUACUGCCAUGCUUAUAUCACUUCUCUCGAGGGAUGAAUACCACCACCAUGCAACGUCUCUGCCUGAAAAGUAUCGUGUCCUUAAUGAAGCCAAGAAAUGAGUAUUAUGUUAGAAAUGAAUUCAGUUUUCGACUGCGCUGAUCAUCUUUAUGUGGCAUGUGAAUUUCUUGGAUGCUUUGAAUGAUGAAAUUCUCUAGAGAAAUGUCUCUUAUUAGUGCACUUCAGCCUCAAGUUUAUAAACAGGUAGAUCCUGUGGCAAAUCUUAGGUACCUUUUGAAGGAAUCAGUUUGCAAAUUAAUGAGUAACACCGUAGUCUGCCUUUUAUUGCAUAAUCUGCGAAGGAACCCUGCACUCUCAGCCAUAAUUUAAGCUUGGGUAUUUUCCCACACUGUUAACAGUGGAAAACGCUUUUUAUAUUUUUCCUCACACAAGCUAUGUUGACCGAAACAGUCUAUAUUGCUUUAUUGUCUUGAUUAGUUACCUGUAGGAUGCUCCCUAAGGAUCUCACAGUAUCCGCCUUUCCAUAUGAUGUGUUGAUAAUGAGUGCAAUGGUGCAUAAUGCAGAUCUCCCAGUUCAUUGGAAAUGAGGUUAGAUUUUUUUUCUCCCCUCCGCAAUCAGCUAACAUUUGCAAUAUCGUUAUCCUAUGGAAGCCUACUAACAAACAUUAUGUUAACUGUGCUGAUACAUCUUCAAGUGAAUUUUAAAUUUUUUGGAGUGGUUAUAUCUGUCUCCUGCUCUAAUUUACUGACCAUGAUCUAUGGCCUCCUUUGUUCGAAGAAACUGUCUAGAGAAAUGGUGUCCUUUCAGUGCACUUCAGCAUCAAGUUCACCAGGUGAAAUUUAUCUUUUGUUCAGCCACAGUUAUGUUUAGAGGGGAAAUCAAUUUAAACAUCAGUGGGUAUCACAACAUUCUCUGCUUAUUGUUGCAUUAUUUUGUAAGAGAUCCUGGUGUCUCAGUUAGAACAAUGACCUGAACCUCUUGAUCCUUGUUGAAAUUUGUAUAUUUUCUGGUUUGUAUGGUUCCUUCACUGUUAGCAGCGUUUACUCUCUGUAAUUCCAUGGAUUAAGAGAAUAAGAACAAGCUCUAACAGUAACGUUAGUGUUUUCAUGUCUACCCCAUCUGGUUAGUCGAAACAUACUAGUACUCCCAAAUGUUUUCAUGUCUGAAACUCAUAUCUGUCAUUCCUGUACUGCCUAGAAAAUCAUAGUAAGCCUCUAUUUGGACCACCACUAGUAGAAAACAAUGGUACAAUGUAUCUCUGUACUUGAGCCUGUAGCCUGUAGGCCAGCAUUCGUGGCCAUUAGAUGUACUCCUAUAUAGGAGCUCAACCAUCUAAUGUCAUUCACUCAUUUCAGCAAUUAUCAUUUGUUUCCCAGAAAGCGGAAUUCUUACAGGAUUCAUCAUUGACGAAUGACCAGGGACAAAUGAUCCUGAGGUAAAUGAGGCUGGCAGACAGCAAGACGUUGUGAUAACGUCUGUGCACUCAAACCACGAUGCACAAUGUGAUGAACAUUCCCCAUCCCAGCUCUAGCACUAACACUAUGUGUUGUACAGCUAGUGUACUGUACCAUAUUUCAGCAGUAGAAUUGCAUGGAACCGCAACACUUGUCAUUGUGCGUUUUCAGCCUUGUUCAUCCUCUGUUUUACAAGUCACAACGGCCUCUGUUUAUUUCAGAUCUUGAAUUGACUGAAGCCAUGACUAUUAGCGCUGCUUUCAACCUGCUGUUGCUAGUUAAAACUGAACAGGAUGUGUUCAAAACAACACGAAAUUUCCCCUUAGCCACUUGCAACAAUGCUAAAUCCAUAUCUAUAGUUCUGUACCUCAUUUGAAGAUCUUAUCAAAAUCUGUAAUUGUGUCCAGGGUGGUGGAGAGAGCCCGAGUCAGUUGAAUGAGCGCUGUGUCUCCUACUUGAACAAGAUUGUGCAAGAACACAUUGAAACUGUGACAUUGUGAAGCAGCCACGGAGAACUAGCGAGGAGGGAGGCUAGGCUAGCUGGGCAGAGAACAGCCAUCCUCCCUCGGAUGCGCGAGCCGAGGGCGAAUCCGAUCCAACACUUGCAUAGCUCUGGCGGCCACUGGCAACCGCCAUUGGAUCCUCGCCAACUCCGCGGACGUCGGCCACAUCAACGAAGAUGGCUUCCUUUCUGCAGGAUGCAUUUGUCGGCGAUGGCCGGUGGCAACUCUGCGUGACAGGAUAAACCACUGUCGUUGUCUACUGUCUGCCUCUGUCCUCAACAACAAAUGUUGCUCCCUUUCUCGUACAAUUGAAGUUGGAGGAAGCACGCCUGAGGCUCACACUUUGUCAUCAGUGCAAAUGAUGAACAACUUGUACAUGUUAACCGAAAGACUGAAUGGCACAGACGCUCUGUAUUGCAAGGAUUUCGUUUUAAGUUGUAAGUCAUUUUGGCUUUUUGAAA